This is a messenger RNA of Cucurbita maxima (winter squash), 1439 nucleotides long. RefSeq names its product heterodimeric geranylgeranyl pyrophosphate synthase small subunit, chloroplastic. The transcript has 2 exons. The record is from RefSeq and is a predicted model, not a curated record. Gene Ontology annotation, biological process: isoprenoid biosynthetic process. The coding region runs from base 33 to 1139 and encodes 368 amino acids. Lineage: Eukaryota; Viridiplantae; Streptophyta; Magnoliopsida; Cucurbitales; Cucurbitaceae. Gene Ontology annotation, molecular function: prenyltransferase activity.
GAUGCCGAUGGCCCGCAAUUGCGUCGUCUUCCAUGUGCUUAUCCCUCUCAGACAUCCACCUUCCUUUCAGACUCCAUUUUUCGACCGCAAAGUUCACAGCGAACGAGAGUGGGAGAGCAUCGACGAUGGCAUUUUCGAUCAUGGCGGCAUCCUCUCUCAGAAUGAAUUUUGGAACAAAGGCUUCAAUUCGAUGCUCUUCAUCUUCUUCUUCUUCAGCGGUUUCUUCUCAAGCUAAAUCGAUUCACUUUGAUUUGAAAACAUACUGGAAAAAGCUGAUUCUCGAGAUCAACCAGAAGCUGGAUGAAGCUGUUCCCAUUCAGUACCCCGACCAGAUCUACGAGGCUAUGCGUUACUCGGUUUUGGCUGAAGGAGCAAAGCGAGCUCCUCCGGUUAUGUGCGUCGCCGCCUGCGAGCUUUUCGGCGUCGACCGCCUUGCUGCAUUCCCUACCGCCUGUGCUCUCGAAAUGGUUCAUGCAGCUUCAUUGAUCCAUGAUGACCUUCCUUGCAUGGAUGACGAUCCCUCGCGUCGCGGCCAACCUUCAAACCAUACAGUUUAUGGUGUUGACAUGGCAAUUCUCGCUGGUGAUGCACUUUUUCCCCUUGGCUUUCAACACAUUGUCUCACACACACCAUUCGACCUCGUUCCCGAGUCCCGCUUGCUCCGUGUGGUUGCCGAGAUUGCCAAAGCCGUUGGUUCCAGAGGCAUGGCAGCUGGACAGUUUCUUGACCUUGAGGGAGGCCCCAACUCCAUAGAAUUCGUCCAAGAAAAGAAAUUUGGUGAAAUGAGCCAAUGCUCCGCUGUGUGCGGAGGACUUCUAGCUGGAGCAGAAGACCAUGAGGUACAGAGAUUGAGAAGGUACGGAAGAGCGGUCGGCGUGUUGUAUCAGGUAGUAGACGAUAUUCGGAAAGAACAAGCAAAGAAACUCGAUCAAACCGAUGAGAGUAAGAAGAGAAAAGGGAAGAGCUAUGUUCGAGUAUAUGGGAUUGAGAAGGCUAAGGAGGUGGCAGAGGAGCUGAGGACCAAAGCAAAGAAGGAAUUGGAAGGAUUUGAGAAGUAUGGAGACCGAGUGAUGCCUUUGUACAGCUUUGUGGAUUAUGCUGCUGAUAGGAGUUUCAGUUUAGAAAGUUCAACUUGGUGAGAAGAGGGCUGGGAUCCCCUCCAUCCUAAAACUAAGAGAGUUUAGAAGUCCCUUGAUAUAUAUAAACUAGAAAGUCCUUUUCUUUGGGAAAUAUUAAGUCAACACGAACAGGACAGGAUGAUGUCGAAGAAAUCACGGAAUCCCGACCCAAGAGCUGGAGAAAAGUUCUCAGUAGAUCGAGUUAGAGUGGUAAGUUUUAUCGAUACGUUGAUAUUUUCAUGAUAGUAGAGGUAUCAACCAAAUAAAUAUGAAUACCAAAAAUGAAGUAUGAAGAGUUUUUAACACCAUUGCCUUGAUGUA